This is a messenger RNA of Hyla sarda, 3417 nucleotides long. It is a transcript of the gene MAN2B2, whose product is annotated as mannosidase alpha class 2B member 2. Gene Ontology annotation, biological process: mannose metabolic process. Bases 85 to 3039 code for a protein of 984 amino acids. The record is from RefSeq and is a predicted model, not a curated record. Gene Ontology annotation, molecular function: alpha-mannosidase activity; carbohydrate binding. Gene Ontology annotation, cellular component: lysosome. Lineage: Eukaryota; Metazoa; Chordata; Amphibia; Anura; Hylidae. The transcript is spliced from 19 exons.
ACGCUUUUGAUCUGUUUUGCCUCCUGCGGCUUGCCGUCCGGUGGAUACAAUGUGGCAGAGCUGAUUCCAGGUCUUUCCGGUACAAUGUUGCAGUUGUUGUUCCUCGCCCUGUGCGGGGCUGUCACCUGUGCGGACCCCAUUCAUGUGUUUGUGAUCCCCCACAGCCACAUGGACGUCGGCUGGGUGUACACAGUGCAGGAGAGCAUGCAUGCCUAUGCCGCCAACGUCUACACAACAGUCGUGGAUGAGCUGAUGAAGGCCGAGCAUCGCAGGUUUAUUGUGGUCGAGCAGGAAUUUUUCCGCUUAUGGUGGGAUACAGUGGCAGGAGAACUGAAGAAGCAGCAGGUGCAUCAGUUGAUACAGGAGGGGCGAUUGGAGUUCAUUAUUGGUGGACAAGUGAUGCACGAUGAAGCUGUUACUGCUGUAGAUGAUCAGAUCUUACAACUUACAGAGGGACAUGGCUUUUUGUAUGAAACAUUUGGGGUAAGACCCCAGUUUUCUUGGCACGUGGAUCCCUUUGGAGCAUCUGCCACUUCACCUACCAUAUUUGCCUUGUCUGGAUUCAAUGCCCACCUUAUUUCCCGGAUUGAUUACGACAGUAAGGCUGCCAUGCAGGAUUCCAAGACGCUGCAAUUUGUUUGGAGAGGAUCUCGCUCCUUAUCUGAGAAGCAGGAGAUAUUUACCCAUGUCAUGGACCAGUUCAGUUACUGUACCCCGUCUUACCUGCCAUUUUCCAACAGGUCAGGUUUUUACUGGAAUGGAAUUGCUCUGUUUCCUGAUCCGCCAAAGGAUGGUAUUUAUCCCAACAUGAGUCUCCCAGUUACAGGAGACAGCAUUCACCAGUAUGCUGAAACCAUGGUGAAGAAUAUAAAGACACGUGCUGCCUGGUUUAGAACCAAUGAUUUAUUGUGGCCCUGGGGAUGUGACAAGCAGUUCUUCAAUUCUUCUGUCCAGUUUAAUAACAUGGAUUUUUUACUGCAAUAUAUCAACAGUAAACCAGAGUUUGGAGUGACUGUGCAGUAUUCUACACUUGGAGAAUACUUCAAGAAUAUAUAUAAUAGGAAUAUGAUCUGGGAGGUUCGAGGUAGUCAGGAUUUCCUUCCUUACUCUUCAGAUGUAUUUCAAGCUUGGACAGGAUUCUUUGCAUCCCGAAAUGUCCUGAAAGGAAUAGCACGCAGGGCCAGCUCGCUGCUGUAUGCGGGGGAGUCUGCAUUUACUCUGUAUCUGCUGAAGCAUCCUUCUGGAGCAGUCUGCAAAAUGUGGGCACUAGAACAACUACAGACCCUCAGAUGGGCUGUCUCAGAGGUCCAGCAUCAUGACGGUAUCACGGGUACAGAGUCUCCUAAGGUCAGAGAUAUGUAUAUGGCACACCUACAUCAAGGAAUGACUGGUGUACGAAAAUUGAUGGAAGCCAUCAUUUUUGACCAAUUCAGCCAUGAGAAUCCAGAAGGUGACAUAUAUAUUACUGUCUAUAACCCACUGGCCUGGAACUGGACCACAUAUAUUCGAGUGGCACUAAAUACCUCAGUCACAGCUGUGUAUGAUGAGUUUGGUCAGCUGGUGCCAGCACAGGUACAUAACUCCAGUGAUCCCGGACAUGCCUUUGACUUGUAUGUGCUUGUUGUCCUGCCGGGUCUUGGCUAUAGGAAGUAUUCGAUAAAGACUGAGAAUGCUGAGCCCGGCAAGGAGAAGAUUGAUGUGGGAAAACAGGUGAAGUUUUCUAGACAGUCAUCCGAUGCAAAAAAAACAAAAAACAAGAAGAUCCCUCUGUCCAAUGGCUGCUACACACUGUGGAUAGACCUGGACACUAACAUGCUUGUCAGCAUAACUGAUAGGGAGAGAAAUGACACAAUCCUUACCACUCAAGAAUUUUUGGAAUACCAUGCAAAUGGCGAUACAGGUGCUGGGCCAAUAUCUGACAACUAUAUGUUUUUUCCAAAUGGGUCUGCUAUUCCUGUAGCAAAGUCUGUAGGGCUGGAGAUUGUGACGGGGAAACUAGUGACAGAAGUCCGACAGUACUUUUACAGAGACGUCAACCAGCAGAGUUACGUCUAUGCAAUAUUCUCCAGACUCUACAAUGUCCCUGAUGGCUAUGAUAAGACACUGGCAUGCCGAUCCAUAGAGCAGCAGUACAGAGUUGGCCCUCUGGAACGCAACCGCGAAGCCAUAAUCAGAAUACGAACCAAUCUUCAGACCAAUAAUAGGAUUUACACUGAUGACAAUGCAUACCAAAUGCAAACAAGAGAAUUCAACACAUAUGAUAGUAAUACAAUUGCAAGGAACUAUUACCCAAUGGUUCGUACAGCGUUUAUUGAAGAUGAGAAGACAAGACUCGUCCUCCUAGCUGAAAGGUCACAUGGAGUCUCAAGUCAAGAUAAUGGUCAAGUGGAGAUAAUGUUGCAUAGAAGAUUGUGGAACAACAUGGAAUGGGACCUGAACUACAACCUUACACUGGAUGAUACAUCAGUAGUCAGGCCCACCAUCUGGCUUAUGGUAGGAUCCAAAGAGGUGACUGGUUCUUUGUACCAGAGAUUGGGGCUGUGUUUGGAGCACAAACCGUUGGUGACGUUAAGUCCCAGAACAGGGCUUGGGAAAGCUGAGAAUCAAAUGGUGGAUGAUGUUUCCGUUACUUUACCACCUAAUAUUCACCUUCAGAUCCUAAGUAUUCCUGGAUGGAAAUAUUCUUCGAACCACACAGAGCAUAUGCGUAAUAUACAUAAAGACAAAGCACAGGUUGAUGCAGAUUUUAGCCGCGUACUGUUAAGACUACAGCACUUGUAUGAAGCUGAUGAGGACCCCAUCCUCUCCAAGCCAGCUACUAUAAAUAUCAAGCUUCUUCUUAAAGGACUGGGAACUGUGAGGUUAGUGGAAGAACGCUCUCUUACUGGAACCUGGGAUGUGGCCAAACUGGAGAGAUGGAAGUGGAAGUCCACACAAAGGAAAGACCAUAAUGAGAGAAUACCUAUAAAGAACAUGAAGGACUUUACUGUUACUGUUGCACCAAAGGAAAUAAGAACACUAUUUGUAUAUUUUCAGUAACCAGUAGUUCCUGUACUAGGCAGAAAAUGUUGAAUUAUAUGUUUUAUUUUUGUAACCACAAAACAGAGAAGGUGAAUCGGUAUCUGGCAGUCUUCACUGAUCGGCAGAAGCGGCCAUUGGUGUCUUAGUAGAAAUGAAGCUUUUCUGUGGCCUCGAUUAUUUGUGCUUAUUUUUAAUAAUAUGUUAAUAAUAUGUUGCACAAACUCUGACUUUAAGACUAUCAAACUUUUGGAACUGUUUGCACUUUAACCUCUUAUGCCAAAACUUGAGUGACCAAUAAGAUGUAUUCUAUUGUGGAAAAAAAUGCAGUUAAAUGUAUAUUAUGUCAAUUAGUUGUUAAUACAAAUACUUUUUUUUUUUUUUUUUUUACAAUAAAAU